Messenger RNA from Stegastes partitus (bicolor damselfish), 2804 nucleotides. It is a transcript of the gene plppr1, whose product is annotated as phospholipid phosphatase related 1. The transcript is spliced from 8 exons. The record is from RefSeq and is a predicted model, not a curated record. Gene Ontology annotation, biological process: signal transduction; phospholipid dephosphorylation; phospholipid metabolic process. The coding region runs from base 197 to 1144 and encodes 315 amino acids. NCBI's taxonomy places the organism in Eukaryota, Metazoa, Chordata, Actinopteri, Pomacentridae. Gene Ontology annotation, molecular function: phosphatidate phosphatase activity. Gene Ontology annotation, cellular component: plasma membrane.
AGCGCGCUGCGUUGCGCUGAGCCCAUGGAGUAGUAGUACGAGUAGUAGUGGGGGUGCAGCUCUCCGGCUCCUUUCUUCUCCCUCUCCUCCUCAUUCUUCGUACAUGGAGUCGCCUUUUCUCUGGAUUAUUGCUUCAUCCCAUCGCGAGUGAGCUGCUGUGAAUCCUGAGAACACAAGUCUCCCGACAGGAGACAAGAUGGCGUCCAACAACACCCUGCGCAGCUACUCCAUCAUCCCAUGUUUCAUCUUCGUCGAGCUCGUCAUCAUGUCCGGCACGGUGCUGUUGGCCUACUACAUGGAGUGCACGGACCUGUUCAGCGUGCACGUGCAGGGCUUCUUCUGCAACGACGCCGAGCUGAUGAAGCCGUACCCGGGAACCGAGGAGUCCAGCUUCAUCCCGCCGCUCAUCCUGUACUGCGUGGUGGCUGCUGCUCCCACAGCCGUAAUCUUCAUCGGAGAGGUGUCCAUGUACGUGAUGAAGUCGACGAGGGAAGCUCUCCUGGCCCAGGAGAAGACCAUCGUGACAGGAGACUGCUGUUACCUCAACCCCCUCAUCCGCCGCAUCAUUCGCUUCAUCGGUGUGUUCGCGUUCGGUCUGUUUGCCACCGACAUCUUCGUCAACGCCGGCCAGGUGGUGACCGGAGGCCUCUCGCCGUACUUCCUGUCCAUCUGCAAGCCCAACUACACCGGCACCGAGUGUCGCUUCAACCACCAGUUCAUCGUCAACGGCAACAUCUGCACCGGAAACCCCGUCGUGGUGGAGAACGCCCGCCGCUCGUUCCCGUCCAAGGACGCGUCGCUGAGCGUCUACUCGGCUGUUUACCUGACGAUGUACAUCACCAGCACCAUCAAGACCAAGUCCAGCCGCCUGGCCAAGCCCGUGCUCUGCCUGGGGACGCUGUGCACGGCCUUCCUCACCGGCCUCAACCGGGUCUCGGAGUAUCGAAACCACUGUUCGGAUGUGGUGGCUGGAUUUAUACUGGGAUCAGCCGUCGCAUUGUUUCUGGGUAUAUGUGUCGUGAACAACUUCAAAGGUGUCCACAGCGCAGCAGCUAAACAGAAGACCGAGGACUACCGCGGUCUGCCUCUGAUGACUUUCCCCCGUGUGGAGAGCCCACUGGAGACCCUCAGCGCACAGCAAUGACACAUGACAGGCAUGACAUUUGCACUACAGCCCUCCUCCUCCUCCUUGCCAGAUGCACUACGACUCACACUGAGCACUCCUCACACCAGCUGACGAUGACUUUCCUUCUACCUUUUGUUCAUUUCCACUCCUUUCCCCCUCUCCUUCCUGUCGCCUUCCAUUUUAUUUCUUUCCUUGUCUCUCUCAUUUCCCCCCUUCCUUCCUCCCUUCCUUCCUUCCUUCCUCCCACGUCCGUUUCCAGAACCACUCGGCAUCGAUGACGGAGGUCACAUGACUAAGGGGGCAGCACCGGGUCACGUUUGCGUCUCCACAGCACUUCCAGACACAAUGACGAGGACGCAUGCCACGUGGCUCCGAAUGCUUACGACAGAAAAAUAAACACUCCUGAUACAUCUGUUUAAAAAAUCACCUGGGGGGACAAAACCCACCAUGUUUGUAAUGGUUUGCAUCCAGUUGGGCUCUGCUCACUCCAACCUGCCGAGGCACACAGACCGCAUCCAAAAAUCUCACACGGCCGACUUAAGCACACACCGUUUCUCCGGGUAUUUCAAAAAUCAUUGGAAACAUGGGACAGUUUUUCCCUCCAAGGUGCGCUGUUUGUAGUUAGAGGACAAUGUUUUGUACAUUUUGUAUGAGCGAGUGCUGUAGCCUAUCCUGACGAUGUUAAAACCUGCACACCUCCUGUCAGCUGACCCACCCUGUUUUACAUCACAUCCUGUCAGGUGAGAUGCCUCGUCCGUCACCGCAUCUUCUCCCACUCAGUCUGAAAAAUCUGCUAUGGAAAAAAUAUCGAUGUUGUUGUUCUGUGGUGUUUGUCAUUUGUACAGAAAACAAAAAAAAAGAAAAGACAGAAUCCUUCUUUUUAUUAUCUCUCUCUGUACAUUAAUGGACCGCGUCAGGUCGUAUUUUUUAAGGAUUUUUGUUAAUCUGUAUGAAUAUUAUGAUCCAUUUGGACCUGUUUGCCUGCUGUAAACCUGGAUAUGUUUUGGUAUCAGUUUAGGUGUUUUGGGGGAACAGCUCCUCUUCCCUUCGGAGGAAAUGCCAAGGAAGAGUCAAUGACAUCCUCCGAGUCAGAAAAUGGGGUUUGGCACCCUGCGGGGGGGCCGUGUUUAUCAGCCACAGUGUACAGUAUGAAAAUGUGAUUGGUUGAAAUGCUCGCUACGAGUGUGUUUCACCCCAAUUUCUCGAUUCACUGGGAUGUUAAUAGGAAUCUCUAAGAGGUUCAGCGGGGCUAGUCCGUGCCAGAUGCACCUGAAGAUUUCACUGCUAUCAAUUAAAUUUAAACAGAAAUUCCAAUGGAAGACGUUAAAAACAGAGACAAACAGAGCGAUUGGCUCGAGGCCCGGCUAGCCCCCUUCCAGUGAAACCAGUGAAACCAGUGACUCCUGCUUCACUUUUCCUCCUGGAGGCGCCCCUCCCUCUCCCCGACCCACCAGUGGAUUGUGAUGCAAUGUUGUGACUCCAUUUCCUAUUGGAAGAUAUGCCCAGCAUGAAGAGAGAAGAUGUUUUAUAGAUAUUACUCAUUAUCAUUGUGAUUAUAAUUGUCUUUUACUUUGAGAGCGGAAAAAAAACAAAAGUGUUUCAUUUGAAAUGCUACAUAUAUUUUCUUUUCUUUUUUUUUUCUCGGUUUGUCCACAAAUUAAAUAGUCAGUAGCAACAA